This is a messenger RNA of Zingiber officinale, 2836 nucleotides long. RefSeq lists its product as uncharacterized. Gene Ontology annotation, molecular function: DNA binding; protein dimerization activity. The coding region runs from base 173 to 2482 and encodes 769 amino acids. The record is from RefSeq and is a predicted model, not a curated record. The transcript is spliced from 5 exons. NCBI's taxonomy places the organism in Eukaryota, Viridiplantae, Streptophyta, Magnoliopsida, Zingiberales, Zingiberaceae.
UUUAUCCGGUCAGAUCCCAAACCCUCGCCUCCUCCUAUAAGUAUUUGCCAAACCGGACCGAAUCCCUUUCUCACGCUCUUUGGGUUCUCCCGUUCUCCAGCGAGCGAACAACCGCGAGGCGAAAAGCCAAGCGGAGGGAGGCGAUUCGAUUCCGUCCGGAUCCGCCGGUCAGAUGGCGUCGGCAUCCGAAAUCAUCCUGCCGAUCGGCACGCAGAAGCACGACCCGGCGUGGAAGCAUUGCCUCAUGGUACGGUCGGCCGGACGGACCAAACUCAAGUGCGUGUACUGCUUGAAGUUGUUCCUCGGAGGGGGCAUCCAUCGCAUCAAGGAGCACCUCGCCCGGCAUAAGGGAAACGCCUCCUGCUGCCCCAAGGUGCCUAUGGAGGUGCAGGUUGCCAUGCAGCAGAGCCUGGAUGGCUCCGCGGCGAGGAGGAAGAAAAAGCUUAAGUACUCGGAGGAGGCGACGAAUGCUCAAACAGCGGUGCCGAUGCAACUGGAAGGGAGUGAGGUAGGUUCCGGGAUUCAGAUGAUGCAAAUCCAGGAUGUGAUUGACAUGGGCACAGUCCCGGUGGAGGUGAGAGAUGAGGGAGUUGUAUCUAAACCUCCUGAAAAAGUACGGAAAAAGAGAUCAAGGCUAGCUUCGCCUCUUCAAAACACUCUUUUCCAGCAACAGACUCCUUCCCUGGUUGCAGACGCCGGAAAAUCUACCAUUGGAGGCACCGUCACUAGGGACCAGGUUUGCAUGGCUAUUGGGAGGUUCCUAUUUGAGGCUGGGGUGCCGUUGGAAGCUGUCAAUUCGCCGCAUUUCCAAUCAAUGGUAGACGCACUCACAUUGGCUGGACCCGGGGUGGGAGCAUUCUCUUAUCACGACUUUCGCGGCUGGAUAUUGAGGAGAUCAGUCGAAGAGAUGAAUAAUACAUUGGAGCAAUGCAGGGCGGCAUGGAGUCGCACUGGGUGCUCGGUGUUGGCAGAUGAAUGGACUACGGUAACUGGUAAGACUUUGAUAAACUUUUUAGUCUACUGUCCCGAAGGAACAAUGUUCCUCAAAUCUAUUGAUGCUUCACACAUUGUGUCAUCUGCGGAUACUCUGUAUGAACUACUUAAGCAUGUUGUAGAAGAAGUUGGUGAGAGAAAUGUUGUUCAGGUGAUGACAAAUUAUACUGAGACCCAUGUUGCUGCUGGGAAUAAGUUGACUGAGACUUUUCCUACCUUGUUUUGGACAUCGUGUUCUUCUCAAUGCAUUGAGGCAAUCCUAGAGGAUAUCAGUAAGUUGGGAGUGAUAAGUGAGGUCAUUGAGAAUGCUAAAGCCAUCACAGGAUUUAUGUACUCUCAUGUAGCAAUACUGAAUAUUAUGAGGAAUCACACAAACGGGAAAGAUUUGAUACUUCCUUGUGACAGUUGCUCAGCGAUGGCCUUUAUCACAUUAAGGAAUAUGAUUAGCUUAAAGGAGAACCUGAGAGCAAUGGUUACUUCUGUAGAGUGGCUUGAUUCACCAUUUUCUAGAAAGCCUGCAGGAGUUCUAAUUGCUGACCUUAUUUGUAGCUUGCCAUUUUGGUCUUCUUGUGUAGCAAUUGUUCGAAUAACAGAACCACUGUUGCGGGUUCUUAAAUUAGUCGAGAACAAUAAGAAACCAGCCAUGGGAUACAUUCAUCUUGCUAUUUAUCAAAUCAAACAAGCAAUAAAAAAAGAGCUUGUUAAGAAGGCAGAUUACAUGACAUAUUGGGAAAUUAUAGACUGGAGAUGGAAUAGACAACUGCCUUGUCCUCUUUAUGCAGCCGCCUUCUUCUUGAAUCCUCGCUUCUUCUUCAGCAUUCAAGGAGAUGUAUCCAAUGAGAUAUCAUCUGGAAUGCUUGAUUGCAUAGAAAGACUUGUGCCUGAUGCAAAUACCCAAGACAAGGUCCAAAAGGAGCUCAGUCUAUAUAAAAGUUCGUCAGGGGACUUUGGAAGAAAAAUGGCUAUUAGAGCAAGAAACACUUUACUUCCUGCUGAGUGGUGGUCAACUUAUGGAGGUGCUUGUCCAAACUUAAUGCGUCUUGCCAUUCACAUACUCAGUCAAACUUGCAGUUUGAGGGGAUCUGAACAAGUUCACCUUCCUUUCGAACAAAUUCAUAACCACAGAAUGAACUAUUUAGAACACCAACGUCUUUGUGACCUCAUCUUCGUGCAUUAUAACUUGCGACUACAGCGAAGGCAAGUUUUUAGGCUCAAACAAUUUGAUCCUAUUUCUGUAGAUAAUAUUGAUGUUGUGGGAGACUGGGUUGUUGAAAAAAAUGAUUUGUUCUCUGUUGAUAACGAGCCUUUGAAUUGGAUGUCACUGAACCAACCAGCAGAAGCUCAAAUGCAAUGGGUAAAUCUAGAUGACGAAGAAAUUGAAGCUUUUCUUGCGGGCAUUGAUGAUGAGAUGAUCCAAGGUGCUGGUAAGAAUGUCGAAGAUGAUGGUGAUGUAAAAGAGGAGGUUCAUGCAGAUGUUUCUUUUACAUGAAUGGAAAUUUCUUAUCAGGGAAAGGUAGGUUCGAAAGGGAAGCUCUCAGCCUCUUUGAAGCUGGUAUAAAUGGGUGGUUGUUGACUACAGUCGUAAACAACUUGCUUGUGACUGCCGACCUGAACAUGUUUGUGUAGCUCUGUAGAUAAUUCCAUUUGCAAGGGAACUGUUGACAUGACAAAUCUAGAUGUAGGCUGCUCUUUCUUGGUUAAUUGUGGGUAUUCAAAAUCUCCAUUGUAGGGCUCCUUUCCCCCCAUACAGGUCAGCCUUUUGAAUAAGUAUUGCUUGAUAGAUCGGUGUUAUUAGCUUCUUUUCAAUUUCUAACCCAAAUAGUAUCUUUUAAUUUGCUAUAAA